AUGUACAUUGACGGUAUCACCCACGAAGAAGAUAAAUUCAACAAUUUUCUAACGAUUUGUAUAAGAACAGCGUUACACAUGCGAAAAGAGGGUUUUAUACCGCAAGACAAAGUAACGAUUUGUACAUUUAAUACAUUAAAUAGUGCAGUACCAUUAAUCGCAUCAUUUUUUACUGGAGUUAUCCCGUCAACAAUUGACCCCACAUUCUCAGAAGAUGAUUGCAAACAUUUUCUUCAAAUGCUGAAACCGAAAGCUAUUUUUGUCGGUUCAGAUUCAGUUGAUUUAAUUGUUAAUAGUCUUAAGGCUAGCAAUUUGAAAUCAAAAAUUAUUGUGCUCGGUCCUUCCAACGAUUAUGAAUCUUUCGAUAAUUAUUUAGCUCCAAUCGAUGGAGAAGAAUCAUUUGAGCCACACGAUGCCAUAAAUUGGAAAGACACUGCUGUGAUUCUGUUCAGCAGUGGAACCACUGGUAAACCAAAAGGAAUUUGCCUAAACCAUAGUUUCCUCAUCAACAGUGCUCAAAUGAAAAAGCACGCAAAAGGGGUGAAAGUACUAUUCUACUCAUCUCUGUAUUGGGUCACACAAGUCGGUUUAACUAUUGCAAACAUUCUCUAUGGAUUUAUCAAAGUGGUUUGCCCAAGAUAUGAUGGCCCUGCAAGCUUUUGUAGAGUUGCACAAGACUGCAAGCUGCAAGCUGUGUUCUUACCAUUUCCUUAUUUGGUUGAUGUAACAGAAUACUGUCAAAAUCAGAACAUAACCCUACAUUUGAAUGAAAUAACGAUGGGAGGAACACCAGUAACCGAAAAACACCUCCGCUUAGCAGCCGAAACGUUUCCAAACACCAGACUUUUAAAUUGUUACGGACAAACCGAAGUAGGACCAACAACAGCAUAUCCGAGACACGAAAAUUACGUAAAAUUAAUGAAAGAAAAGCUGUUUAAACUAUCCUGCGGUAAAACAGUACAAGGAGCUAUAAUUAAGGUUAAUAGUAAUUAGCAAAAUAGUAUACCUAUUGAAGACAACUUGCACCUAAGUUUCAUUAAAACCGAUUUUACCAGCAGCUUAAAGUGGUGAACCUCAGUUAGCAUUUUCAAAAAAGAAAACUGUUUUUUUGCAUAUGCCUGAAAGCAACAGUCAGCGAUACAUUAAACAAAGUAGGCAAUGGAAAGCAACAAUUGAAAUAAUAUUGACAAAUGUCAUUAGUUCGCAUUUUCUCUUACUUGGUGUAAUCACGGAUGACAAUGUGGUAACGAACAUAAUCGAAGUAUAUUUUGAAACGCCCUGGGAGCGAUACGUACGCACAAGGGGUGUUAAAUAUGCGACAGUAAAUCGUUUCCCAAAAAAAAAAAAUAAAACCCAAAAUUCUAUAAUAAUUCUUUUUGCCAUUAAAACAAACCCAUAAUUUAAAUACAAAUUUGUUCGAAUAUAAACCGUGUAUUUAACCGCAUAAAGGCAUAUCAUUCAUGGUCAAAAGAGUAACAGCUGAAGGUCGAGUCCUAACGGUUCACUUUAUAACGGGGAAGUACUACACAUUUCACCAUUUCUCACUACUGACUCCUACUUUCUUCUUUUUAUUCAACCAACAUUCUCGUACAUAUCUUUCUAAUCAUUUGUAAACUCUAUUCUUUCACCUAUUCGUUUUCGAAACUCCAUUAUCACAUUUUCUGACCAAUCAUUUACAUCCUUCAGACCUUGUCCCUUUCUCAAAUCCCGUCUCCUUCCAUUUUAUCAAUAAUGGCAAAUGGUCCGAGCCAAUUACUUCUCGAACUUUAAUCUAAUCUGAUCCCAUUGCCAGGCAAUAAAAUGAUCUCUUCGCUAAGUUUAAGCAUGGUUUAAGACCCAUGAGACUGCUAAACUUCAAUUUCAAUUUAAUAAGGUAUCCAAAAAUAUCAAUAUAAACAGUGUGUUCCAUUUAAAAAAUAAAAAAAAUUGAUGUCAAUUUCUGCGAAGCAAGAAGCAGCUUUGAUUAAGAGUCUACCUCAAAACUCAAAACAUAGAUGACCAUCAACUAUACAAUUUUGUAUCUAAA
Agrilus planipennis (emerald ash borer) is the source of this 2026-nucleotide messenger RNA. Its product is annotated as luciferin 4-monooxygenase-like. The record is from RefSeq and is a predicted model, not a curated record. Gene Ontology annotation, biological process: long-chain fatty acid metabolic process; fatty-acyl-CoA biosynthetic process. Gene Ontology annotation, molecular function: long-chain fatty acid-CoA ligase activity. NCBI's taxonomy places the organism in Eukaryota, Metazoa, Arthropoda, Insecta, Coleoptera, Buprestidae. The coding region runs from base 1 to 993 and encodes 330 amino acids. The transcript has 4 exons.